AUGCCUUCCACGGUUGCUCCACUUCUCAUUGGAUUUGAGCAAAGCCAACGAUCCACUUCGACCACCAGUGUGACCGUGGCGGGCUUCGGCUUCAGGACAAUCGGCAGACUGGUCAACCACCCCCAAUCAAUCAACUGCCCAAUUCAAGCAACCACUUCGAACACCAGUCUGGCCGUGGCGGGCUUCGGCUUCAGGACAAUCGGCAGACUGGUCAAUCAACUUCCGGUCAACAACCACGUCGAACACGCACCCACUUCGAGCACCCACUUCGAGCAUCGACCACCAGUCUGA
This is a messenger RNA of Penicillium concentricum, 291 nucleotides long. RefSeq lists its product as uncharacterized. Lineage: Eukaryota; Fungi; Ascomycota; Eurotiomycetes; Eurotiales; Aspergillaceae. The coding region runs from base 1 to 291 and encodes 96 amino acids. The transcript has a single exon. The record is from RefSeq and is a predicted model, not a curated record.